GCAGGCCGAUAAGGAUGCUCACCUCUCCCAUAUCGCAGUUCACAGUCGCGCGCAUCUUGAAGGGUCCAAAUGACAGGCCUUGAACACAGUAACCAGAACGCGGCCUAGAGAGCAAUUGUUGGCGGAGGGUCAGCAGGAGAGGUCUCCUGGACGGGCACGGUGUCCAUUGGUUGUUCACUUAAGCGUUCCCGUGCGUAUCUCUGCUCCCAUAGACGCUUCUCUCAAGGGCUUCGGGUUAGCCUCCCCUCGAUAGGAUGAACGUGAACCGUGGUUUCACGUUCCUUAUAUGUGCACUCACAUGAGGACGAUGCAGAGAUAAUGCCGUUCGCCUGAUAGCCUGACCUCCUAUCAUUCAGUAGCAGCAUCAUGGAGUGCGUCGGUACACCUAUAAGCUGCGAGCCUGUGUACACGGAAGGCGGAACCCUAGCGCGCAUCUGACUCGCAGUCGCGCACGAUGGCCGCGUCGUUCCAGCAGCAGAAGCUACUCGUCGCCAACCGUGGCGAAAUAGCCGUGCGCAUCCUCCGCACGGCGAGACGCCUCCAUAUACCGACGGUCGCCAUCUAUACUCGCACGGACGCGACUUCGCCCCAUGUCCUGCUCGCCGACGAGGCAGUCGCGUUGCGCCCGGACGACCACGACCCUGUCUCCAACUCGCGGGGCUACCUGGACGCGGAAGCCAUCGUGGACAUUUGCGAAGAGCGUGGUGUGACGCUAGUGCACCCUGGGUAUGGUUUCCUCUCUGAGAACACUCAGUUCGCGAGCUUGCUUCGCGAUGCGGGGGUCACUUUCCUUGGUCCUCGACCGGAGACGAUCCAAACCAUGGGCCUGAAGCACGAAGCGAAGGCUCUCGCGAUUGAGGUGUAUGUACCCUUGGUCCCCGGGUCUGACGGGCUGCUGGAGAGCGAAGACGAAGCAGUAAAGGUUGCCAACAAGAUUGGCUAUCCUAUUAUGUUGAAAUCAACGGCCGGGGGUGGAGGCAUGGGCUUGGUCAUCUGCCGUAAUGCAGAAGAAUUGCGAACGAGGUUUCAUUCGACGCAAGAACGUGCUACUUCGUUAUUUAAGAACGGUGGCGUGUUCCUGGAACGGUACUACCCUCAUGCACGGCACGUUGAGAUUCAGGUCUUCGGCAAUGGUCUCGGUCAUGCCAUACACCUAGGCGAACGAGAAUGUAGUGUACAACGCAGGCACCAGAAGGUCAUCGAGGAGACUCCGAGCCCAUUCAUGGUGAAGCAUCCUGAUGUCUUCGAGAAGAUGAGUGCUGCUGCGUUGCGUCUCUGUCAACGCAUCAAGUAUGCAUCUGCCGGUACUGUCGAGUUCCUCGUGGAUGACGACUCCCAAGAAAUGUUCUUCCUGGAGAUGAAUACCCGCCUUCAGGUCGAGCAUCCCGUAACGGAAGCGACAAACCCUGGUCUUGACAUCGUCGAGCUCAUGAUCCGGCAAGGUAUAGCGGAGCGGGAGACACGCGAUGGAGGUCUCUUCCCAGAUAAGCUCGAGCAAGAACCGUUCUCCGUCCCUCCGGACCAGCGGAACCUUCACGCCAUCGAGGCGCGAGUGUACUGCGAGAACCCUGUUGCGCAGUUCAAGCCAAGUCCUGGCGUGUUGCAGCACGUAGAGUUCAUGAAAGCGGAGUGGCUCCGGAUUGAGAGCUGGAUUGAGACUGGCACUACCGUCACGCCUUACUUUGACCCGCUAGUCUGCAAACUCGUUGUCACGGCACCGACGCGAGAGGAGGCCAUUGCGCGGAUGCAACAAGCUCUCUCAGAGAGCAAGGUCUUCGGGCCUCCGAACAACAUGGCCUACCUCAAGGCGAUUUGUGAGUCGGACGUCUUCAAGGCGGGAAAUGCCAUGACGACCUUCCUCGACACUUUUGCCUUCACGCCCAGGGCCAUGGACGUACUGAGCGGAGGCCUCGAAACAUCCGUCCAGGACUACCCCGGCCGCCGCAUAGGCAUGGGCAUCCCUCGCGGCGGGCCAAUGGACCCACUCGCCUUCCGCGCCGCCAACAUGCUUGUGAAGAACGACCCGGGCACAGAAGCACUCGAAAUCACACUCGUAGGGUGCCGCCUCCUCUUCCACGUCCCGGCGGUCAUCGCCGUCACCGGAGCCGCCACGAAGGUGACUGUCAACGGGGAAGACGUCGAGAUGUGGAGGAGCGUUGUCGUACCGGCAGGCGCAAAAGUUUCUGUUGGGACUAUCAAGGGAACGGGAUUCAGGGCGUACCUCGCUGUGAGGGGUGGAUUUCCGGAGAUCCCGGAGCACCUCGGCUCGAAGUCUACGUCCAUCGGAUUGGGUGGCUACCAGGGACGUGCACUACACGCAGGCGAUACGAUUGCUCUCGGGGCUUGCUCACCGCUCGAAGACGAACAGAUGUUAGCUCUCCCGUCCACACUGAUCCCCGUCUACCCCGCCGAUUGGGUUGUCUACUGCCUCUCCGGACCCCACUCAGACGAGGAGUUUGUCACUGCCGAAGGGGUACGAGAGUUCUUCAGCACCCGCUGGAAAGUGAGCGCGUCAAGCAACCGCAUGGGUAUCCGUCUCGAAGGCCCGCCUUUGAAGUGGGCCAGGGAGACUGGCGGUGAAGGCGGUUCGCACCCGAGCAAUGUGCUUGACAACGGGUAUGCGUUCGGGACGAUCAACGUCAAUGGUGAUACUCCUGUGCUGUUGACGAAUGACGGACCGGAUAUGGGCGGAUACAUGUGCUUCUGCACUGUCGCGACUGAAGACCUAUGGAAAGUCGGCCAGCUCCGCCCUGGUUCGACCAUCCAGUUCCAUCGCAUCUCAGUAGAGCAGGCAAUGGAACUCGCCACGGUGCGACAGCGGUACUUCGCUGGGCUCGAGGACGUCAUAUCGUCCAAGGAAUCUACCCCCGGCGUACCCCCACCCGCCAUCUUCUCCCAGACCUUUACCGACCUGUCUCAAGACCCAAAGAUCCAUGUCGUAGAGCCUGCCGUUGGCAGUGUGCGUCCAAGAGUCAUAUUCCGGCAGGCAGGUGACUCUGCCAUACUGGUCGAGUACGGGGAGAUGAAGCUGGACUUCAACCUACGUGCGAGGAUCCAUGCGCUCGAAGGUAAGAUACGACAAAGAGACGUGAAGGGUAUAUGGUCGUUGGCUCCUUGCAUUCGGUCGACAAUGGUACACUACGAUCCGUCCGCCAUCUCGCAAUCCGACCUUUUAGCUAUCCUCGUCGAUGCUGAGACCUCUCUCCCGGAUACACUGGCGGACACGGUGUUCCCAGCACGCAGGAUCACCUUCCCCAUCGUUCUUGACGAUCGCUGGAGCAAGGAAGCACUAGAGAAAUACAUGCGCUCGACACGAGCAGAGGCGGCCUAUCUGCCCAGCAACAUCGAGUACCUCGCAAACAACAACGGUUUGGAGGGAGGCGGAGAAGAGGCCUUGCGACUGUUGGUCAAGUCGGAGUAUCUUGUCUUUGCCGUUGGGUUCUACAUGGCAUGUCCGUUCCUCGUCCCUAUCGAUCCGCGAUGCAGGCUAGUUGGACAGAAGAUGAACCCUUCGCGGACAUAUACUCCACGAGGCGCCGUCGGCAUAGCUGGUCUGGUUGCUGCGAUAUAUCCCAUCGAAUCGCCAGGAGGUUACCAACUGUACGGACGCACGCUUCCGCCUUGGCAAACGUGGGGAAAGGGGAGGGACUUUGGGCCUGACCAGCCAUGGCUCCUGCAACCGUUCGAUCAGGUUGUCCUCGAACCAGUGACGGAGGCGCAAUACAUAGAGGCAGAGACCCAGUUUGACGCGGGCCGUUAUGUCUUCAAGAUCGAAGAACGCAACUUCUCCAUGGCAGAGUACAACAAAUUCGUAGCGGGCAUCGCCGAUGAGGUGAGGCUGUUUAAGGAGAGCCAAGCGCUCGGGGUCAAGUCUGAGGAAGCUAGGGAACGCGAGCUCUUCAGCAAGUGGCUCGCACAAAAGCAAGAGGCGCUGAAAGAGGCUGAGACAGGGGAUGAUUCCACUGAAGUCGACGAAACGGCGGAAUCAGUGGUCUCUUCCUUGACUGCAUCUGUGUGGAAAAUCAAGUGCAAGCCGGGGGAUGUCAUCAAGUCCAGCGAAGAUGUGCUUAUCAUCCUCGAGGCCAUGAAGACAGAGGUUAACGUUGAGGCUGGCGAGGAGAAUGUGGGACGCGCAGUGGUCGGAUUCGGGAAAGGCAUCAAGGAAGGAGCGGCAGUAGGGUCCGGGGAUGUACUAGUAAUGCUCAAAUGA
Molecule: messenger RNA, 4210 nt
Organism: Rhodofomes roseus
Lineage: Eukaryota; Fungi; Basidiomycota; Agaricomycetes; Polyporales; Fomitopsidaceae
Product: urea carboxylase
Exons: 20
Coding region: 455-4210 (1251 amino acids)
Molecular function (GO): ATP binding; metal ion binding
Source: RefSeq, a predicted model, not a curated record